AUGCACUUUUCUUCGCAGGGACAGAGCGACGACAAAUGGGGGCCUUGGAGCGAGUGGAGUCCAUGCUCCAGAACUUGUGGUGUAGGAGUUACUUACCAAGAACGAGAGUGCUUUGAGAAGGAAAAGUGAGAUUUAAUUUGUUUUUCAUAUUUUGAAGGCCCCGUUAUAAUCAGCAUAAUCAAAAUCCUCCGUUUAGCCAAAUUCAGCAAUAAGGAACCAACUGGCCAUCUAAUUAAGUUAUUAUACACGAAAAUAAACUUCAAAUUUUAAAGGUGAUGGAGCACUUGCCUAAGCCUUCACUUUGCAAAUUCAAAAGAAUGGACGAAUGGGCAAAGCUCAAAGAACAAAAAACAAAAAUGCUAACAUAAGUUUUAAUUAAUGCGAGUAAUUUAAAAACUAGGAGCUGCUUUGACAAAGUCCUCGAAUAACACUCUGAAGGACCCGAAAGGAAAAAGGUAUGGUGAUCAAUGUUUUCAGCUUCCCUUCCUCGAUUGCAAACUCAACACCAGAACGAGGCUGCACCGACAUAAGUAACGGGCGCUUUCCAUCCAACCAAAACUUUCGAAAAUUUGGAAACUGUGGCAAAGGGUAUAGAAAGUUCCAAGAAAAAAGAAACUAUUUAAUUUCCGAAAUACGAACCAUUCUGAACCGAAAAUUCUAGAAACUUCGGGAGCAAAGUUGAAUGGAAAAAGAACAGUUACUUCCGCGAGAAAAAAUGCAAAAAUUUGGGUAUACCUCGCGAGGUGGUCUUCUUUUUUGGAAAUUUUUGAAAAUUUUUGAAGAUUGCUUUCAGUGACUGCAGAAUUGUAUGUUAUUUAAUUCAUUACAUUUUUUAAUUGCCUUUAUUGACGAACAAGAGAUACUUUUGUGUUUUUGUGAUCUAGGCCAGAAGAUUAUUGCAAGGGAAAUAAGCGUAUGUACAGGACGUGCAAUAUUCAGGUUUGUAAGAUAGGAAAUAUUGACUGUUUAAUCUACUCAUUAUUCUUUCAUAAAUUAACGUAAAUAUAUUUCCUUCUGACUUUUUUCAAAUCGUUUGCUCAUCUCGCAAAGAGUCAAAGAGUAUUACUAGCGCACAGUCUCUCAAAUAAAUAGCUAAAUCAUGUGUACCAGGAAAGAAUUCUGGAUUUGAUUUUUUUAAAAAAGAAGUGGGAAGAAACUUUGAUUAUUUUUAAGCGACUUAGUAUAAGAGGAUGCUUUCUCUUUCCCGCGAGUUCCACUCUUCGUUUAUAUCCGAUGUGAGUGUACCUGUAGGCGGAAUAGCAAAAACGUUACGAAACAAACUGAUAACGAAACAUUCUUUAUUUCAUUAAAUGGAAAAAAAAACGAAACUCAACGUAAUAACGGUAAAGCGUAUCAAAACCAGAUAUAUAUAGGAGGUGUGGUGGUGGUGGUGGUGGUGGAAGUGGUAGUAGCGUUAGGAGGGGGGGUAGGGGUUGUAAACAGGGUGGCUUGUAACCGGGAUUUUACGGUGUUGAACAAAAGCUAAGAGAUGUUUUCAGUUCUUGUCUUGUAUGUUUCGUCUGUUGCGUUUUAGGACUGUCCUGAAGGUUCAAGAGAUUUCCGCCUUGAACAGUGCGAAGCUUACAACAGCCGCGUACUUGAUGGACGAAAAUUUAAGUGGAUGCCAUAUAUACCAAGUAAGAGAACUGAUUCUCAUUAAAUAAAAAUGGGUUAAUCAAUUUAUUGUUCCAAAAAUAUUUCAGAAAGGGAUUAGUCAAUUGGUUCGGGACUCAUUUAGGAAAAAAGUUUGAAAAUUAUUAUUUAUUCAUAAAUCAUACCCAGCCGGCUCUUACCGUAUUUGAAAAGUGAAGGUAUGGGAUAUUGUCCCAAAAUAAAAUAGCAACCUUUCAGGCAGCGGCGCGGCAACCGAGAUGUUGAUGCAAAAGUAUGCUUUAAAAAAAUGUCGGAAGAGUUUACGGCUAUCUGAAGACGAGAAAAAGCUGAAUUUUUUUAAAACUGAACGAACAAAUGCAAGAAUAUGCCAAAAUAAUGCUCGAUGGAUGUCAUCUACGUUUUGAGGAGUAUCGGCAAGAUAAAGCAACUUCUGUAAAUUCUGAAACCGUACCCAGAAAGAGGUACCCUGGGCACCAGAGGUUUUUUCUCGAAACCGGAAACCGCGCAUGAAAAGCCUCUGGCACCCAGGGUAAGAAAGAGGCAAAUGAUUUGCAGAAAGCCUACGAGGAGGUAAGGUUGUUAAGAACCUACAUAUUUUGAAUGAAUAAUAAAAUAUCGAAUGCGUCUUUCGUAUGAUGUGUAGAAUCAUGCAGGCCAACGGCCUGGGUGGAUAACAUCCUCCUCGAUUGAUCUGCAUAGCGCCUCAGAUCAUUUGAAAGCCUUAUUCAAUAAUUGUUAGUUUAUCUUACCUAUGGCUCCUAGGCCUUAUUGGCCUUUGUUUAACUGAUAUGGCUAUCCUCGUUACUGACACCAUUCUCGUCAUGCAUUUUUAACUCUGACCUUCCGAAGGUCACAGUAAUAUCUUGAAGAUGUCUCCAACCUUGCUUGUUACUGUUGCCAAGUACUGAUGGUAUCCCAAAACAACAUUGUUGCAUUUCUUGCAGCCCAUGAGAGAUGCGUACUAAACUGUAUGCCUAAAGGAGAAAAUUUCUUUAUGCAAUGGGCGAGUAAAGUCGCAGAUGGAACAAGAUGCAGCAUGGAUUCGUAUGACAUUUGCGUCGACGGGAAGUGUGAGGUAAUGAACACGUGUAUGAGAGUUCUCGGCGCCAAAAGCUUCUUUAGAUCUAUACCUCUCGUCUCGUCAGUGGUUCAAUGACGCGUUAUUGGCUGUUCCGCUGCGCAAAGUAAGUGCGGGCGCGAAAACCGAAAGAUUCGCUUACCAUACAAUUUUCGCGCCCACACUCACUCGCGCCCUGCCCUUUUGAGUCUCGUCAGAGGAGAGAGAAUCUAUGACACAUUCAUGAGAUAUUUGAAAAACUUCCCUUUUCUUACCCAUCAUCGCGAAAGCAUGUAAAGCCUCUGACUCUGCCCUAGAAACUGCGUAAUUUUUUUUAGAAAUCACCUUUUUCCCGCCAAAAUCUUUUCUCACCAGCCUUGAAAAAUGUAAAACCUUUUGUUCUCAGCCCUACCAAACGCGAGACUUAUCUCUAGAAAAGCCUCCCUUAGGGAACGUGCAUGAUGAAAAAUAUUUCCUGUUUGAAACUUUUUACAAAUGUACAAAUUGUGACCUUUGUCCUGCCAAAGGAUAACUUAAUUUCCAAACAGUAAGCUGCGUUUUAUUGAAAAAUUCCCCUACUAAGUUAUUGUUAUUGUUAUUAUUAUUAUUAUUAUUAUUAUUAUUAUUUUGUUCCUGUAAAUCAGACGGAUCGAGAAUUUCCUUUUUUAUGUAUAAGCACCCAAAUUAGCUUUUGGUCGCUGCAUGAAAUGUCUUUUUUCACUUUUUGCAUUGAAAACUUUCUUUGUUAAGUCGUAGGCCUUGAAACUGUCCAGGAUAAACUUAUCGACUAACCGUCGUCCAUAGAUGCAAAAGAGAAUUUGUUUUGCUAUCAAAAAUGUUGCUGCUAUGACACUUUAAAAGUUGCCGGUGCUCUCAACGGGGAAAGUUCAUUUUACGUUUGUUGUUUUGCUGCCAAGAUAAAUAAGGCUCCUCCCUGCAAUGCUUGAGCCAAUCGAUGAAAAAAAAAAUGUUAUUCAAGGCAGUUUUGGUAAAUUUCAAUCAUUCCGCCUAACAUUGGACUGACAUAGGACUUAGGUCAUACGCACAUAGGACACUUUAUUUAGCGUAGAAAUUAACAAAGCUAUACGGCUAGUUUACAGAUAUCCCCCCAUCACGCUUAGAAAUGUUGAAGUUUCAUUAGUUUGGAGAGUCUGGACUAAGAAAGUGUUCAUAUUUCUUCUGCAGAAACUUGGUUGCGAUCUUAUUUUGAACUCUACUGCGAAAGAGGAUAAAUGCCGCGUAUGUAAUGGCAUUGGAGAAAACUGUAAAACACACAAAGGAGUCACUACAGAUAUUGGCGAUGGUGAGUUGUAUUUCAAAAACUAGAAUAAGCAUAACAUAACUAUUGGACUAUUACAAGAAACCAUAUCAUUUUUACUGGGGACAAUUUCUACACACUUCAAGCUGUUCUCCAAAGCCAAAAGUUCUCCAGGACCCGCACUUGCUACAAAGCAAAUCAUUUAUUUAUAAGUACAAACUAUGGGCAACUCGUGAAUACUUUGUUUAGCAAAUAGAGACGUGAUGUGAUAAAAUAAAAUAUGAAAAAUAUUAACAAUUAUUAGAGGAGGUUGAACAAAUUAUAAAGAUUUGUCAGUGGCGAGCAGAUCAUUGCCGAAGCUGAAGGCUGAGGCUAAUAAUUGAGCUGCUUCGGGUAUUUACGAGUUGACAAAAAAAGCAACAAGAAGUUUUCGAUUUGUUACGAGUUUUCUGGUAAAAUAAUCAUUUAAUCUUUAACUUUAGACUAGCCAGAACUCGUGCAUCGGCUUCACAGUAAUCUUUUGAUUUUCACUUAUGUUACGUUUCAGGAUACAAGGAAAUUCUGGUGAUUCCUGCCAGUGCAACGAACAUCGACAUACAAGAACUCGCACCUUCUUCAAAUUUCCUAGGUUUGUCAACGAUUAGUAUACCUUUAGACAGCUGUUUUGCCCUACAUUUAGAAUUUCGUCCAAGGCUGAAAAUGUUCUACAGUUCAGGCCUUAGUUUUAAGUUUCUCUAACAUGGCAUAAAUUCCUUUUUUCUUGUAUUUUUCAGCUCUUUCCGAUUCAUCUCGAAGUUAUUUUUUCAAUGGGGAUUAUUUUAUCACAAGCCCGAGGAAGUUCCAUAUUGCCGGUACUGUGUUCAAUUACGAGCGAACCGGCUUUGGACAGGAGAGAAUCUCUUCGUUGGGACCAACUUCAAUUCCCGUCCACGUGGAGGUAUAUUUGUGUUUGACUUAAAAUAACAGUGACGCGAAUUUUAUCAAAAUUCUAAAAGUAGGAACUGCCCCCACACUGAGUAAAACAUCAAAAUAAUAGCUCAAAACAUUAAAAGGAGUUAUUGUUAACACCAGAAAUGCAAAAGAAGGCACACAUGGACAAUCUUAAAGUAAAUUAAGACGGAUUGAAAUUGUGGGUUUUUUAAAGUACAGUUCAUUUUUGUUGUUUGAGACGAUUAAUUUAAUGCUUGGGAAGUAUAUCUAGCCGGACUUUUGAUAACGUUAUCGCCAAAUAGACCUUUAAUUUGCGUCCAACAGUUUAUUUCGGCCAAAAAGUAGCUAUUAAAAAAAGUAAGAGUGCAACCAUUGCUUUUUUUCUUCUCCUCCUUUCCUUCUCCUCGCUCUUUCCUUUUCCUUUUUUUUUCCUUCGUUACUAUGAUUUUGGAGCUUCUCGGGCUUAAGAAACGUGCCUUUUGACGCUUUCAAAGCGUCAAAAGGCACGUCAAAAUGACUGCAAAUUUCGUUAGGUUGGUUUUCAAAAAAUCGGCUAGAUAUAAAUUAGUUUUUUGAACAAGGAGCUAGGAUUUUGUCUUUUACAUGUAAUUUCUUCGUUACAUUUGUAUAUAGAUCGAGUAAACAAUUUUUACGUGUUUAACAUUUUGACAUUUCUUUUAAGAUAUUUUAAGCAUAUUGCCAAUCACGAUUAUGUUAAAACUGCAAACGGUUUCAAAAGUUUCAUUUUAUCGUAGAUCCUUCUAAUGGGAGAGAAGAAUCCUGGUAUCUCUUACGAAUUUUCAUUGCCCACAUCCGUCACCGUACUUCCUGAGCGUGCGCAGUUUACUUGGCGGACGGGCGAUUUUGACAAGUGUAGUGCGUCGUGUGCAGGGGGUGAGUUUUUAUCACGUGUAAUAUUAUAUAAAAUUGGCACUAAGGGUAGAUAUCCACAAACAAGGUGGUAGUUGAACCCGAAGUCGCUUUAUUGCGACCUACUGGAAAUCAAGUUAAAAGUCACAUGUUGUCCUAAGCGCGAAGUCAUAAGCUCCUCGGAAUCGGGCUUACAAGGAUCACAAGGUUUCAAUUAAAUUCCGCUGUUGUUUUACCCUGAUAAUCCAGGUUAACAUAAACAACAUCGUUGGAUUCCCGUGGCAGAACAGUAAUUCCAUCACAGAUACCAAACAUGAAAAAAAAGGAGAAUUGAUACACUGCAACACAGCCUUUUUCCUUAAAAAAGGUGCGAAGCGCGCAAGCCUAGCAAGUCAUUUAUGGGAACGCCAUAAUGUACAACAAGUAAACGGCGAAAAGUAUCCUUUUUUGGUGGUUCGUUUAGUGAAAGGCGCAAGAGUAGAAACAAGCCAAGCGCCCGCGAACGACUACCGCCCACGUCCCUCGUGUCGCCGCUGCCGUGCGUAUAACCUCAAAAAUAGGUAAACGUCGAUUCCAAGGACCCAUACCAGGCUGUAUAAAAAGAAUUAAAUGAUGAGAAUGCUUGUAAAUAGAACGGUAAAAAAUUUUGCAAUUAUUUUUCGCAGUGAAGCUAAGAGCCUGCUCAAAGUCUUUGACCUAUAUGUCAUUUAAGUUGUACCGUGAAAACUGGCCAACAGCUGUUCACUGAAAAAGAUAAUUAACAAUUAUUCCUCGACCCCGAAUGGGCUCUGAGUCAUCGGCCGAAUGGGCUAUUUACUCAGAGGCCAUGAGGGCGAGAGGAAUAAUUGUUUUAGUAAAAUCCAACUAGUUGGUCAAAAAUAUCGAGAAUACAAACAAUUUAGCUAGUUAAAGCUAGACUUUAAUCCUUUUUUGCUGCCAAAAAGCCCGCGUUUUUCGCUACUAGUGGGUUAUAACAUAUAGCCUAGUAGUAGCUCAACCAAUCAGAAUAGACCACUUGUUGGAUUUUACUAAUAACCAAUAUCGAUUGUCUACUGCUUGUUUAGGUGAGCAAAAGAGGCGAGUAUACUGUGUUCGCGAGGAUACUGGGGAAGAAGUUUCAAAGUCAAAUUGUGAUUACGGCAAGAAGCCAUCACAUAAACAGAAAUGCAAAACUCAGCCCUGCCCUGCCAGGUUAGUGACGAAGCUACUGAAUUAGGGAGGGGAGGAAAUGAUAAGGUUUAAACAAUGUCUUUCAAUCAAUGGUCAUCAUGUCACAUGGCGAUCGUUGCUUUUUAUUUUCGGUUGAAUUUGAUUUUAUAUUGUAGAAUAGAUGUACAAUCGACAGUUCUUACUUUUCUGUCGCAUUUUUGUAGAAUAAUUGGUAAAGCUGCAACUGAAAUUAGGUGAUAGAAGCGUAGUAACUCUGAAACUAACCCGCUAUCACUCUGAACAGCUGCUGCAAUUUUGGGAAAUUGGAAUCAAAUAUCUCUUAAACUCUUACCAGAUAGUAAUUUAAAACUGACGCCUCGUACUGUAGGAACUCAUUCAUUUUACUUUCCAUUACACCUUCUAUUUUAGCUGGUACGUGAGCUCAUGGAGUUCAUGUUCGGUAACAUGCGGUCGAGGCAAACAGGUCAGACGAGUUCACUGCCAACACGUGGUGGAAGGCGGAAACGCUGAAAUGAUCCCGGAUGACCGGUGCCCCGGUCAAAAAGCUAUUAUCAUGCGAGACUGUCAGAUACUGAAGAGAUGUCCAGUGUGGUCUGUGGGCCAAUGGUCAAAGGUACAGACAAGUUGUGCGGUGUUAUUUUAACAAUUGUUAGUAGGGACCAGGGUAACAAAGUAAUGGAUCCAAUAGUGAGGGAGCAAUCAGCCGUGCGUAACAAAUAAUGAAAGAAAAGACUAAGGCGCCUGAUUUAUUGAUUCGUUUAUCACUUUAGCACGUCUAAACGAUACUCUUUUUGCAUAUUAAUCAUCGUUAAAAAAAAUUGUAGAGUGGCUUAGAAACUCAAAAGUUUGGCACUUAUUAACCCAUGACAUGGCCAGAUAACAUCCUCUUCGAUCUCCAUAAUUCUUCAUAAGAUACUCAGCCUCAUUCAUUAAUUGUUAAAUAACGUAUUAUCAAUCUAUUUAUUUAAUUGUCAUUAAAAUUGACCAGUGUUUAUUUCAUACCCAAUGCAGUGUUCUGUCUCGUGUGGAGUCGGAUCGAGACAACGAAACCUUACAUGCCAGCUGCUUGAUACAAAGCAAGUUUUUGAGCCAGAAAGCUGUAACCCAAAUAGAAAACCAAAAUGGAAAGAGCUCUGUAGCCCAGGCCCCUGCACUGUCACAUGGAUGGCGGCGGAAUGGAGCGAGGUACGAUGAAGGAGCUCUUCUUUGCCCGCUUACUUUGCUCUUAACAUGCGCAAAUACAAAGGAACGAAUUGGAGAAAGAAAAUAAAAGAUUGAUACACUAAAAGCACUUCACCGUAAAUGAGGCUCACCUUAUUUGUUCAAAAGGCGCCUCGGAGCUUAUUAGUUUCGCCCCUAUACGUGGGCGACGAAGUAGGGCCCGAUAUUUCGAGCAAAUAUGGUAAACGAUGAUCUCCUGGACUCUCCCUGAAUCACUGCAGCUUGUAAAAUUUAAGGUGACUUAAACCAGGUGCUGUAGCCAUUGACCCAGGAAAGUGCCAGAAUGGUUCAGAACCUGAUCAUAUUCAACUCCUGGAGCGGAAUUAAGUGACCUACCUAGGGAGGUGUCAAACCUUGUUAGAGAGCCAUAGAAAACGAUCAAAGAACAGGCAGCGAUCAGUUCCAGUUGUCCGUUUUAGGGAGGACUAUCCAUAUUUUCAGGCAACCAAUGCCUUUUAUGAUAUUUUUCCGGCUUCCCGUCAUAAUUAGGUCCUGAAUAAUUAGUAAUUUCUGCUUAAAAUAGACUUUUAGACUACAAUAACGAAGUAUUAUCAAUUUUGUAGUGUUAUCCGAAGUGCGGAAAAGGAAUGAGUACAAGAAUGGUUUAUUGCGUCAGCAUCACAGAUAAAACCAAAAAAUACCCGGAUGAACUAUGUGACGUUUCCUCUCGGCCAAUAAAUGAGAAGAACUGUUCCAGUGACGUUUUGUGUCCACCCAUGUGGCAUGCAUCACAGUGGAGUAAGGUGAGACAAGACGGUGUGGCGGCGUUUACUUGGGCCUCCUUGUGCUUUGACUUUCCGUUCAUUCAGCUAAGCGAAAAAAUGCCGAAGCAUGUGUACUGUCAGUCUGCAGGAGCGCUUACCAUUUGAACGGAAAAUCUGGUUAUUCCGGGGAGAAUUCAAAUGGUACGGUUCAUUACCAGAGCCAGGCUUCCUCGCGAGAGAAAGCGAAAAUUUUACCAGCAGUCACUCAAUCCCAUAUUUUCUGUUUUCAGUUCGAAAAAAUACCAGUACAACAUUUCACGGCAAAUUUUCACUGAAAUUUUCUACCAAAUGCUCCAAAUCGCUGCAUUUAAUAUGUAGCGAUUAGUCAAUUGAGGGCGCAGGCGCCUUGGAGAGCGAUGGCAGGUCUUUGGCCAAAUGACGAAUAUCUCUGUACAAAUGAAGGCGCCUUAUGUUCCACUGAACUCCCAAGUUAAAUCGUUUAUCGUUAAUAAGAUAGACAUGAAAUUUUUUUGCGUUGUGCAAAAUAAUUUUUAAAUUAUAAGAAACUUUUAGCAUCAUGACUUUAAUGGUUAACGGCAAACCUGAGGAUGUCAUGUGACCACAGUGGUCGCGUUUGCAGUUUGCAGUUCACGUUUGAAGCUUUGAAGCUUUGAGCUUCCAGCGGUAAGUGGCAAGCUUUUUUUCCAUUGAAAAUUGUACAGCCCCACGUUUUAAGGCAACAGAGAGGUUUCUACACCCGCCUGUGAUGUGCCAUUUAAGAUUUUUGAACUCGACUCAAUGAAUUCAUAAUUUUGUUUCAGGCGACAAAAGUAAAGCACUGCGACUUGCCCAAAACCGUUAUGGCGGUUGUAAACAACAAAUGCUUUGCUAAAAUUGAAAAAUUAUCCUGUCAACGUUUGAAACUGCGAACGCGUAACUGCAAACUGCAUUCCGCGGUUUUCGGUUUCCCAAGAAAAAUUAAACCUGAUGCUAAAGGUCUCCAACUAAGACUUACCUGUAGUUAUAAUGGCUAACUAUACGCUUUAACCAGCAAGCCGAUCUUAGUGCAGUUACCUUCGAAAUCAGCAUAUGUUCUAGGCUCCUUUUUUAAGUUGUGAACUGCUUGUCUGUUCUAGAAGGUACAUUUUCGCCACCCGUCUGCAAGUUUGUCAAUAAGUCGUAAGGGUGACUAUUUGCUAGUACUUAAGGCCGACAUUGACCCCGGGGGGGGGGGGAAGGGUUACUUGGGUUAAUUUUUGCUGGGUAUGUGCCGCUGGCCUCUCAGAGUCCCUACCCUAUUAUAGUCUAUUUUGUGGCCAAUUGUAGACCCCAUCUUAGUCACUUUGGGGUAAAUAUAUAAUUUUCGCGAUCCCAACUUAGCCACUUUCUAUUUAUGUAUCUACCUUAUCAAUCCUUUAAAUAGGUCAUUCUAAAAUGAAUUGACCCAUUUUUUAAAUAAAUUGAAUGAAGAACACUUUACUUUUCACCUACAUUACAAAUAUUCUGGUACGUUUGCUAACCGUAAAUAUGAACAACUUUCUUACCGCAAAAAAUCAGAAAAUGUGCGACCCCAUUCUAGUAAGUUAACUCUAUUGAAAAUGCGACCCCAUUAUAGUCAAUCCAGUCGUGAAAAUGCGACCCCAUCCAGCAGCACAUCCCCAUUAGCCUCUUAUAAGGAAGUUCCCCCCCUCCCCGGGGAUAUUGCCUUUUUUGUUUAAAUUGAUCAUCUAUUUCAGUGCACUGCUACUUGUGGCGUAGGGAUGCAAAUGAGAAAUGUGUACUGUGCUACAAGGGAAGGACCCAAAAUGCUUAGAAUCUUAAAGAAAGACCAGUGUGCCAACGAAAAAAAGAUAAAGGGAAUGCAAAUGUGCUCAGUCAGACCAUGUCAAGCUGGAUGGUACAUUUACCCAUGGGAACCGGUAAGAGUUCUUCACAAUUACUCAUACAUUAGAGAUAUUCUUAAACGAUGUUCAUACUUUGUGCCCUGACACGGUUUCCACUUCUCGCUGAGCAUUAAUGUGAACCCUUUUUUAGAUUCCACGCCAGAAUUUCAGCAGGGUGCUAUUGCCAGAGUAUGAGCACUAAAGUGAGCACCGGUCCCUGAUUGCACGUGUUUUCUUUUAGUCCCGACGCUAUGAGAUAUUGAGAUAUUGAACUUAGAACAACAAAUUAUGGCAAAUAUUCUAUAGGUUUCAAGGGAGCAAUAAUAUGGAACAGCCUUCCCUUAAAUAUAAGAAACUUAAGUUCUUACAAUAUGUUUAAGAACCAAGUCAAAGAGUAUGUGAUAAAGAAACAGUUGUAAUAGUUUUAGUUCAUAUCAUUCCUAAAAACAGGAAGUCCGCCUUCUAAUAUUCUCUACAACUUAGAAUAAAGCGGAGAUCGUCUAAAAGCCCAACAGAGCUUGCUUGAUCUCCUGCUUUGUAAUAAUGUAGUAGGUUAUGUGUAUGAAUUAUGAAUGUAUGGUAAAUAAAGGCACUUCUUCUUCUUUAACUAUCAGAAGCACCCAACGUCAAUUUUCGGGAUAGAUCUGUUCGGAAGACGAUUUGAGAUAAGGAAUUUUCGGAACAUUUGUUGUAAAAUUUCUUGCUUGCCUGCCUUUCCUAGGAUUUUCGAACAUCUAAAAUAUGGUAUAAUCGCCCAUUUUUAACAGAUUUGUACCCCAAAAAGGUCACCUAGAAUUUUCGGGAGCCUUUUUUCUGGCUGAAAUUUUCGAAUAGUUAAGUUUUGAUCCCUAUAAUUUUCGGAUCACUAGACUUUCGGCUAGGAAAUUCGAACAGAUGAAAAAAAUUUAGGGGAUAAAAAAAUGCCUAUAUCUACUGUUUGAAUACUAAAAUACGUUUAACAAUGCUAUGAUUAAGUGGUUUUGAACUGUACUGUCGUUGGGUGCCCCUGCGCUAUCAAUGCUUUGCAUAACUGCCUGCUUCACUCAGACCUGACAGGGUGAAAUAGAGCAAAUGUGUUCAAAAUUUGGAUACCCUGCCAGGUGUGACCAAAACCGAGGCAAUAGUGUUUAGGUACUAAGUGUGAACGUGGCUUUGGAUGUCAGUACUUAUGAUGGGCUACUUAGUCUUUUCCCUUUCAUUGCUUUAACACAGUGCUCUACGACGUGUGGACAAGGUUUGAGGAGACGAAACGUCAAGUGCUUUGCUGAUUCAAAAGAAGACCCCGAAGAAAAAUGGUGCAAAGCGGAGGAUAAACCAGUAUCUGAAGUACAGUGUCUCCAGAAAAAAUGUAAAGGUACUUUGGAACCGUUCUAUGUCUUAUAAUUCAUUUGACAACUUAUUUCGAAGGCAAACAGACUCUCAAUCCAAAAAAGGCAAUAGAGGAGACGUGCAAUGCUAUUUCCCGAUGAUGGAACAUGUUUGGAUGUUUCAGUGCGUCAGACAGAAUAUGGCUAAGGAAGGGCAAGGACCAAUUCUAGGUGUUCGUUUUAGGGAGGAGCACGUGCUUGUGUUGUCUGUUAGGAGAGAAUUUACAGUAUUCAAGUUGUCUGAGCUUACCAAACAGUGCGAUCUUUUUCUCUUUCCUUUUACUUUGGCGCAAAAACGUACUAAAAGCUGAACGAUCACAGCAGCGAGAGGAAUCUGGCUGCGAAAACAGCACGUGAAACCGAGAAAAAGGACCUUCCCCCUCUUGUUAUUUACCUCUCAUAAGCCCGUAUAAUUACCUUACUUUUGUUAGCUAUAGUGUCUUCUCGGGUGUCAGGUAUGUGACCAGAUGCAGGGAAAGUCACACAGUUUAAUGUUCGAUCUUUACCUGCACAACAAUUCUUGGAAUUCACUCACAUGACCUCCGUCUUGACGACGGUUGCUAUCCGCCAAGCUGGUGCCCGUCCAGAUGUGAACAAACUUCCCUCAAUGUAAGAACGUAGUCGAAUGCAGAGAUGGUUCUCUGCGUUGUUCCUGAAAUUAUCCAUAAAAGGUUAAAUUAUUUGCACGUGAAAGCGAUGUCCUGUAUAGAAAUGGCUUAAGUUUGCAUAAAAUUUCACACCUUGGAUGGGGACCAGUAUGGCGAGCGCUUAAUAGUUGCAUACAUUUGUGACGUCACCUGAAAACCGAGAAUAGAUUGAUCAAUCAGAGGCUUUUUAUUGUUUCAUCUGAAAAAAAAUUCAGAUGGGAAGAAUGAUAGUUACUACCUGCUUCCCAAGCUCCGUUCGCCUACAGUCUUCCAAUAAAGAUGCAGGAGAAUCGGAGUGAGAGCGAGAACGCUAUUGCAUUCGAAACAUGGUGUAAACGGAAAAUCGAAUUUCCUCUGUAUCUUUUUAGACUUAAUUCAUUAUUUCUUUCAUUUCAUCAGAAGCAGGAACAACGACGAAACCACCAGAGAAAACAACAACCGCUGCAGUAUUGAAAACAGUAUCAACCUUGGCACCAACAGCAGAAACAGAGGAAGAAACACUGAGCACGACAUUAGCUACAACUCAAGCAUCGAAAACAGAAGAAAGACAAACUACAGAAACGGCUUCACCAGCAACAACAUCAACGGAGGAAGCAAAAUCAACGUCAACAACGGAAUCAAGCGAAGAACCAACCACAACCGCAGCUCAAACUAAAACAACGAAAAUAGUAGAAGAGGAGCGAACAACAACCUUACCAGCAACAACACAAUUUGAACAAUCAACAACAUCAGGAACAAGCCAAGAAACAAUAAUAACAACAGCUCAAGUUCAAACAACGAAAGCACGGGACAAAGAAUCGACAACAACAGCUUUACCUUUGGCAACAACACAAUUUGAAGAAUCAACGACAUCAGAAGCAGAAGAGGGAACAACUACUACUGCCGCACCACAAACUCAAACAACGCAAGUAGGGGACAAAAAAUCGACGACAACAGCUUCACCUUUAGCAACAACACAAUUUGAAGAAUCAACGACAUCAGAAGCAGAAGAGGGAACAACUACUACUGCCGCACCACAAACUCAAACAACGCAAGCAGGGGACAAAAAAUCGACAACAACAGCUUCACCUUUAGCAACAAAACCAUUUGAAGAAUCAACGACAUCAGAAGCAGAGGAGGGAACAACUACUACUGCCGCACCACAAACUCAAACAACGCAAACAGGGGACAAAAAAUCGACAACAACAGCUUCACCUUUAGCAACAACACAAUUUGAAGAAUCAACGACAUCGGAAGCAGAAGAGGGAACAACUACUACUGCCGCAACUCAAACUCAAACAACGCAAGUAGGGGACAAAAAAUCGACGACAACAAAUUCACCUUUAACAAUAACACGAUUAGAAGAAUCAACGACAUCAGAAGCAGACGACGGAAUAACCACUACUGCCGCAACUCAAACUCACACAACGAAAGCAGGGAAAGAAGAAUUGACAACAACAGCGACACCAGUACAGGAAAGAACAACAAGAAAAGAAACAACGACGACAGCAGCUCAAACUGUAGAAGAGGAACGUACUACAAUCAAGGCAAAAGAAACAGAAGAAACUGUAACAACUUUUAAAGUUGCAACAGAAGAGGAGGCAACGAAGACAUCUACCACUAAAUCGCCAAGUGCUUCUACCCUUACAGCAGAAAGUACCAGAAAGACAGAAAUUUCCACCCAGAGUUCUACAACACAAGCCUUCAGUACCGAAACUAGCACUGCUACAACCAUGCCUUUCUCCAGUGAAGCUCGCACCACCACCUCAACUCACGCUACUGACAGCAGCACCAUUAGCACCCUAUCACCCACCACUGAGUUUUCCACCACUACUGUCUCAGUAUCAACAAUAGAAAGCACUACAACUGAGGCUUCAAAGACUAUUACCCCACCCCCGACAGCGGAGGCCUCAACGACUAUUACCCCCCCCUCGACAACGGAGGCUUCAACGACUACUAUCCCACCCCCGACAACGGAGGCUUCAGCCACUACUACCCCACCCCCGACAACAGAGGCUUCAACGACCACUACCCCACCCCCGACAACAGAAACCUCUACAAGUACUGUGCCUGAAAGUUCUACUGAAGGUCCAACUACUGCUCUAAGAAUUAAGCCAGCCAAAAUCUUUCAGCCUCCACAAGACACAAGUAAGUCUCUUCGUGGUCAUAUGCUUUUUGUUCUUUGUUAGUAAAACGUUUGUUUUCAAGAAUAAUGCAACUUUUUAAAUUUUAACAAACAUGUUUCGACGGUACAUCCGUCAUCGUCAGUGUGACGGUUAUGAAACUUAACAGGGAAAAAACGUGUCUGUCACAAUUUAUACGUUACAUUGCGUUGGAAAACAACACGCUACACAAAUUUUAAAGUUAACGGAAUUAAUAGAUACGCGUGCACGCAUCUAUAGAGAAAGCGUCAGAUCAUUCAUGUUAGAGCUUACAGUAUUCUUGCAGUAACCGUCAAAUAUUGCUGGGCUAAGUAUGCGAUGGAAUAGCAUUCCAUUGGAGGGGUUUUUUUAUGGUCUAAAGCCAAGAGAACAUUUCUUAGCUGAUGUGCAACUUCACCUACCUUUUUUUUCCAGACGCAUCAGUCGGUAGUGAAAUCCUAUUUCGUUGCCGAGCAACUGGCUAUCCACAACCAGUGAUCACGUGGCGUAAAGGUUCAAUACCCGUGUCCAGUCUUGACUUAUCUCGGAUGCAAAUCCUUCCUGAAGGCGACCUACGAAUAUCUGAUAUAACAGAGGACGACACUGACAUUUACACCUGCACAGCUACAAACUUCGUCGGCCCAAUGGACGCCAAACAGGCGCGUUUAAUCGUAAUUGUUCCAGUUUCUGUGUCUGUGUCGCCUAAAAAUGUCAGCGCGCAGCCUGGUGCUGAUGUUACGAUAACGUGCGAGACACGUGGCUUACCAAAACCAAUCGUGGAGUGGUACAAGGGUGACACGCAUUUGUCUAGUGAAGGCAGAUUACGAGUUUCCGGAGAAAAUCUGAUUAUAUCUCAAGUAGAAUCUUCAGAUAGUGGACAUUAUGAAUGCCGAGCCCAAAAUAUCUACGAAAAGGACACAGAUAGAACUUAUUUGAACGUCCUUAAGAAACAAGGUAACAUCCUUUGAUUUCUUUUUUGCAGUUAGGUCUUUCACUCUCAGAGAAAAGUUUGGGUCUUUUGAUGUAAUCCUAUUAUGUAACAAUUCAAAUGACAGCUCUUCGGCAGUAUUUACACGUGGUACUAGGUAUUUGUUUCUUAGCAUUUAACGAUGUGAGAAAUGGAAAUUUGUUGAAUUUUGACUUUGGCCAUUUUUUAGGAGGGAAGGGGUGAACAAAACGAACUAGCUAUACAUUGAAAAUUCCUCUCUUUACCUCUUUUGCACUAUAGGUGCCGCCAUCGGUAAAUAAUGGCGAAUCAUGAUCAGUGGGCUCGAGGAAGUGGCUGCAGUUCUACUGUCACACAUAUUAAACCGUUCUUGUGUUCUCUUUCAUUUUUAUAUAUAGAGCCAACGACGAAACCUCCAGAAAAAUGUGAAGACAAUCCUUUGAUCGCUCACUGUCCUGUGGUAAAAACAGUCGGAUUCUGCUGCAUAAAGUUUUACCAGAAAGCCUGCUGCUAUACUUGCAGGGAUUUACUCCCUGGAUGCAAAAGCUAAACGGUGCUAGAAAAUAAUGAGAAAAAGAUGUCUACGAGGUGCUCUUGCGAAUUUCGUUCAAGAUAGACAGUACGGUGUAGCCGCAAGGAAGCCAUUUACACGUAAAGGGCCUUCAAACUUAUUAUCGUAAACAACCAAAGUAUACAUAAAUUAUUGUUCAUAUUAUUAAUAAAUGUACUACGCUUUUGGCAAGCUUAUUCCACGGAGAAAUCGAUAUACAUGAAAGAGCUAGGUCUGCUUUUUCUGCUUAUGACUUUUUAUGAAUAAAUCUAAGACAGAUCCCCUUAACUUAUCUUGCAAUACAAUUAACCUUGUUGGGAAGCAUUUGACGAGAAAUGAUUAAAAAAAAACGGCGUGAAUACGUGUCCUGAGGCUUCGUUCACACGGCACGGCACUUCCUUUACACUGCCC
Porites lobata is the source of this 16748-nucleotide messenger RNA. Lineage: Eukaryota; Metazoa; Cnidaria; Anthozoa; Scleractinia; Poritidae. The record is from the annotation of a GenBank genome assembly.